Molecule: messenger RNA, 2277 nt
Organism: Schistosoma spindalis
Lineage: Eukaryota; Metazoa; Platyhelminthes; Trematoda; Strigeidida; Schistosomatidae
Source: the annotation of a GenBank genome assembly
GGUUAACUUGUGGAAAAAUAAAGAUAAUUAAAUGGAUUAUUUUUAUUGUUCUUAUGAUAAUAAAUUUAGAUAUUCUUUUAAACAUAACUUAUAGUCGACAACUGAAACAAAAAUCAAACAUACAGCUCCAGGAUUUCACGGAAACAACAACAAUACAGCCUUUUCCACAAAUGGUCAUGGAAAAUAGUGAAUAUUGUACAAAUCUUACAGAAGACAAAGAUAUAAUCAUGGAUCUUUUCGAAGAAAUUGAAAUAUCCGUGCUAUGCGACUACUUAAAAAAUGAGGUCAGUGCGAAAAAACCGAUUUUAUUAAAUAUCAGUGUCUCAGACAACACAUUAUACGCUCGCGUUCGAUUGCACAUCGAAAAAGGUGAUUGUACAAAUCAAACUAUUUUCACCAAAUGGGUAAAUUACAGUGUAGGUCUUGGAGUGAAUAAACUACGUUAUACAAUUGAUUCAUUUAAUUAUAAACAGUUACAUCUAAAUGAAGUGUAUGAGAAAGUUAAACAAACAAAUUAUACUGCUGUCAGUUCCAUGAAAUCUGUCAACUUUAAUAUUAUACGUUCAUUACCAAAUAUUUUAAUUGAUAAAUACUUAUUAAAAGUAUGCAUCAUGGAACAGAACUGUCUUCAUUGGAUAGACCGAUCUAGACCAUGUGGAUUACAAGACGUUCGAAAUUUAUUUAGACCGAAAGAUUAUCCAUUAAUAAGUAGAUGGAAUGAAGCAGGUGGCUGGUCAUUGUUUCAGUCAUAUAUUGAAACACUCUCUGAUGGAAACUGUUCACCGUCCCAAAACAAGAACGGCAAAGGAUUGCAGAUUAUACAUUCUGCAUGGUUUAUCCCUUGUAAGAGUUGUAAUCAUACAUCAAAUGACACAAACUGUGAUUGGUCAAACGCACUGUGGUAUGAACCUAAUGAUCCAAUCUACCCCUGUUUAUACAAUAAAAGAAGGAUUCAAAGUGAUAAAAGUCUAAUAACAACCUACGUAAGAAACCGUGUGCUUCUUUUUUUGGGCGAUUCAACUUUACGCGGUUUAAUGUAUUCCUUACUGUAUCGUGUAAAUAAAACACUAUGUCAUGUUCAAGAAACACAUGAACAAAUAACGCUGAUUAACAGUGCAACAAUAACUACACGAUUUACUUAUUUCCCAGAUUAUUCAAUAAAACCACAAUUAAAUAAUAAAAAUAAAAGAAAUUCAUUCAACAGUUUACUAAAAUCACUUUUUAUGUUUAACCAAACAUUCAAUGAAGCUUUGUUGUUCGUGGGUGGUGUACGAUGGCUAAAUUCAUAUCAUUUAAAGGCAAUACAAGUAUUUAUCGAUAAACAUUUCGAAAAUGAACUUUCUAAAGUUCUAGGAGAAGGCAGAGAUCUGUAAAGUCAUCCAAGUCAGAACUAGGAUGGCCAUCCACUGAUGGAAUAAUAUUGGGAACCAGUAACUCACCACAUGUCAGUGUGUGUAAUUGACUUUGGGCCGCACUUUGCAUGAAUAUACUGAUGAUACUACUUGGUUUUAGAAAUGGAUGCAGAAGAUUCUGUGCUUUGAGCUUGAAACCGAAUUGCUGAAAAACAGACAACUAGAUUAACUAUCUUUAAUAUUAGAAUGAAAUAUCAGAUGUUUCAAAAAAUAUUUACUCAUGGAAGGUUUACCAUAACUUCAACUUCGGACAUUUAAAUUUAUGAUGACUUUGAAAGUAUAUAUGUUGUUUUGUAAACUUCAACUCACCUGUUUAUUAAUUAUUAUAACGUACUACAAAUAAAUAUAAUUAAAUAUUUUUUAAUACUUUUGUUGUGAUUGCUGGGAGAUUUUUUACACUGGUCACAAUAUACAUGAACUAGACAUAUUACAUGACUAGUACAUUGUAUCAUUUCGACGAUAAAAAUCCAUAUACGAAUAAGAGAAACAAAAAAAGAUGAAGAAUCUUCCACAACAGCCCUUAAUAUUCCGAACGCAAAUCAAAAUUAUAGUAGAACAAUUCUGCUUGAAUGGAAGAACAUGACCUUAAGACACAUGAGAAAAAUAGUAAACUAAAAGCAAGAACAACCAGUCAGAUGACAGCAAUGGUCAGUGGGCGAAUAUGAAUUGAAAAAAAACACCAAAAACUUCUUGCAUAUCGUAACAAAAACAAAAAUUCUGAUCAUACGUGGAAACCCUAACAACCUUUAUGCACCACAUGCAACAAACUGAUAUUGCAAUUUAUUUAGAUAAUUGACUACACUUUCAACUAGGCUAAGACCAUUCGUUCAAUAGCUUCGUGACGCCAAUUACCAACAGAUUUUAG